Molecule: messenger RNA, 423 nt
Organism: Oppiella nova
Lineage: Eukaryota; Metazoa; Arthropoda; Arachnida; Sarcoptiformes; Oppiidae
Source: the annotation of a GenBank genome assembly
AUGGAGACGUCGCGUAAACGUAUAACUCUUGGCAACACUCACUCUGGAGACGCUAUCGACGCCAAUGAAUGGUGUUUCGCAUCCAAUCACUUCUUGUACUAUACUAUUGAUGGCAAUGUAGGCAAACGUUUUGUGAUAAUUAUUACCACAAAACAGACCAAAACUUGUCAAACAGAUAGCGAAAGUGUGGUAAUAGUGUUGAAAAGUGACGCCAAUAGUGAGUCAACUGAGCGUACAUUCAGUGGGCUUUCAUUUGUUUUUGUGAUACCUUUGGAGCGAAGUAUGGAUCAGAAUAGGGAUGAAAGUAGUGGUCGUUUGGAUGAAAUGAGUGAUAGAUUAAGUGGUUUGCGAUUACACGACAGCGAUGGCAAUGAGUUGGGAGAGGGAACCAGUUGUCUGUCGAAUGGAUCCCAAAGUGAUGUC